This is a messenger RNA of Carcharodon carcharias (great white shark), 3798 nucleotides long. It is a transcript of the gene parga, whose product is annotated as poly (ADP-ribose) glycohydrolase a. Gene Ontology annotation, cellular component: nucleus; cytoplasm. Bases 284 to 2971 code for a protein of 895 amino acids. Lineage: Eukaryota; Metazoa; Chordata; Chondrichthyes; Lamniformes; Lamnidae. The record is from RefSeq and is a predicted model, not a curated record. Gene Ontology annotation, molecular function: poly(ADP-ribose) glycohydrolase activity. The transcript is spliced from 18 exons. Gene Ontology annotation, biological process: regulation of DNA repair; ATP generation from poly-ADP-D-ribose; carbohydrate metabolic process.
GACGACGCCUGGCGGCGGGGCAUGCCGGGAUUUGUAGUCCCGCCUUCCAUUUUCCAGCACUCCUCAGUUUUUUUUUUGUUGUUUUUAAUUCCAUUUUCCUCCAUUCCCCUUCGGCUCCGCCCUGCCGGCGGAAACUACAGUCGCUAGGCGACUGGCGAUAGGGAGAGGGAGAGGGCGAUCGGAGACAGGCGAUCAAAGCCAUAAUGCCGGCGAGGCGCCCAACGCGACAGGCCGAAGAGAAAAGUGGGAAGAUUUAGCAGCAGGCAAAUGUAAUGAUUUAAAGAUGGACCAAGCCAGCACGGAACAAAUGCUGCAAGACAAAGGUGGAAGAUUGGAAGGAACUUCUAAUGAGGGUGGAAGGAUUGACAUACAAGCAGACCAAUAUGUGCAGCAGAGAAGUAUGAUGAAUACUUCUGAAAAUGAGUCCAAAAACAGUAAAACAACAGGGUACUGUGAGGCUGAAGAGAAAACUAGAAAACAGAAAGUGAAAAAUCCCUUCAGUUCAGAGACUGAGAGAUUUGAAUGGAUCGCCAAAAGCAUAGACAGAUGCACCUCUGAAAGGGAUAGCGAUAACCAAAAAGUACCAAAUGCCAAAGUGGAAAGUUCUGGUUCUGGAGAAAACAGUAAGAGCAUUACCCCACAUAAAAAAAAGUGCAAGACUCUUGAGGAAUGGGUAAUAAAACCUUCUAGUACAAAAGGAGCAAGGAAUAUCACAGCCACUCGAAUUGGUGAGAUAACCCCUCUUAAAGAGGACCAUCACAUCAUUGACCUUGAGGCCACAAAGUCAAUUGAGGAUCCAUUUGAUGAGAUGUACAUUGUCCCAGAGAGUCCACUCUCUGAUUCUAGCUGUGAGCAGUAUUUGCCAGGCCCAAGUGGAACUGAAAACCAAGAUAAUGGAAAGAGAGCCACAGGAGCUUGGCUCGCUGUUAAGAAAGAGACCGAGUCUGUCUUACCUAUGCAAGUAGAUACUUCAGGUAAUAGUUCCUAUGAAUCAGAGACUAAACAUAUUUGUUUAUUAUCCAAAGUUUCAGAAGGUUUGGAUGACACCUCACUUACCCACACUUAUUGUUUUGAUACCUAUUCUGAUCAUAAAAAAGUUGAAGAAACGAUGGAAGUGGAAAAAGGCAUACAUUGCCAAUGUGAGGAUCCAUUCAUAAAAGCACAGCCUAAAGCAUUUUGUGGUUUAAAGGAUGGAACACAUGAAGCACGAAAGCCAGAGCAAAAAAUAAACCCAUCAUCUAGUUAUUCAUCACAGCUGGGGAAUCAGAAGGGACCCCCAAAGGUGUUGAGAAAAAUCACUGAUCAUUUUGAGUACCUGGAAAGGAAGCCACAAAGGAUAAACAGAAGAGGGAAUCCUGACAUGGAAGACAAAAGACCUAACCGAGGAAGAUGCUCUAUGGAAGUCAAAUGGCUUGGAACUCCAAUCACUGAGAUGCAAAGGAUGCCAGAAUGCAGUGAUGUUUUGCCACUUUUAAGAGUAUCUAGCAAUCACUCAGUGACCAUCCGAACAGACUUGUUGAAAAGUGGUGAAGUCCCUCGACCCUAUCCCACAUACUUUAAAGAUGCCUGGGAUGACAAGCACGUGAAAAUGCCCUGCUCUGAGCAAAAUCUUUUUCCUGUUGAAAAUGAGGAUGGAAGCAAGAACGUGAGCAGUCGGUGGGAGUUGAUUCGAACAGCACUGUUAAGAAAAUUUACUAACUCUGAGGAUGUAAAGGAUGCAAUACUGAAGUAUAAUGCAGGAUAUGCCAGGAAAUGGGACUUCACUAUCCUGAAAAACCUUUGUACUGAGGAUUUAAAUGAUGUUGAAACACAGCACCUUCUGCAGUCCCUUUUGCCUGAAAUGGCCGAACUGGCUCUCCAAUUGCCAACUCUUUGUACCCAGCCGAUACCGCUGCUAAAAGUGAAGAUGAAUCACUCCAUCACAAUGUCACAAGAACAAAUAGCAUGCCUUCUGGCCAAUGCCUUCUUUUGCACAUUUCCUCGACGCAAUAACAAAAUAAAACCCGAAUACUCUAACUUUCCGGACAUAAACUUUAAGAAAUUGUUUGAAGGAUCUUCACUCAAGAAAGCUGAAAAACUUAAAACUCUUUUCUGCUAUUUCAGAAAAGUCACAGAAAAAAAACCCACUGGCCUAGUAACAUUUCAGAGACAGUGUCUACACAAGUUUCCUGAAUGGGAAAGGUCCACAAAGAAGCUGACCAGGCUACACAUCACAUGUGAAGGAACAAUUGAAGACAGUGGGCAUGGCAUGCUACAGGUUGACUUUGCAAACAGACAGGUUGGAGGUGGUGUCACACGUGCUGGCCUUGUGCAGGAAGAAAUCCGUUUUUUGAUAAACCCCGAACUCAUUGUUUCACGGCUGUUUACAGAGGCUCUGGACGACAAUGAGUGUCUUAUCAUUACAGGUACUGAGCAAUACAGUGUCUAUGAAGGCUACGCCGAUACCUACAAAUGGGUGAGGAGUUGGAGCGACAAGAUUCCAAGGGAUGCUUGGCAGAGGCGCAACACAGAAAUAGUAGCUAUCGAUGCAUUGCCUUUCAGACGUUACUUAGAACAAUUUUCCCCAUGUAAUUUAAAGCGAGAAAUUAAUAAGGCUUAUUGUGGUUUUGUGCGACCCGGCGUUGAUCCCAGGAAUCUUUCAGCUGUAGCCACAGGGAACUGGGGAUGCGGAGCUUUUCGUGGAGAUGCCAGGUUAAAGUCCUUAUUGCAGAUGAUGGCAGCAGCAGAAGCAGGGCGAGAUGUGGUUUAUUUCACCUUCGGAGACCGAGAAUUAAUGACUGAGAUAUAUGAUAUGCACAAAUUCCUAACUGAAAAAGAGCAGACUGUCGGUCACAUCUACAGGCUUUUGGAGCGAUACUGCAGUGAGGUGUGCCGAUCCUGUUCCCUUCCAAGACCACAAGUUAAACUCUACAACUUCAUUUAUGAUUCUGUAGCCUUAUACACAGAUUCAACGGAUGAGGAUGAUGAAUGACAGCUUUUCAAGCUCCUUAUAAAGACCACCUUUAAACUCAUGAGGCUGAGCUUUAUUGCUGAGCAUCACAAUUAUGCUUGCAAGACAUCCUGAUAUUAUAGCCCCAUUCCUAAUUAAAAUUCAUCUCAAAACCUUGCCCAUUAUUCUGACAAUAUUUUCUGAAAUAUUUUUGGUAGCGAUGUUUAUUAGUGCUAGAAGUCAAGCCUAAAGUGCUUCAAAUUGAAAUUUCAGGUAUCAUAACCAUGUGGAGCUGUUGGCCCCGGGACUAACAGGAGAAAUAUAUAUCUACUCUAUAUAAUACAUAUCCUCUUCAUACUUUAUGCAAUCAUAAUAGAGGAGCAGCUACCAAUAUAAAUCCUGCCAUAUUUAAGAAUAAUUAUUGCAAUUAAUCAGAGGGAUUAAAUUAUUGCAGUUAAUCAGAGGGAUUAAACCAAUGUUAUAUUCUGAUUUUUGAGUAAUCUCUGGUUAAUGGAUUUUAAUCAAAGUUGAAAUCCCAGCAUGCUCUGAGUAUGGUUUUGUUAAUGUGUUGUCAGCAAAAAUUAAAGACAAACUUUUAAUUUAGAACAGCAAGAAAAUGAUCCUCUUUCGUUUAUAUUGGGAGGGGAAGCAAUGAUGUGGUUGGUUUUUAUUUUGGUUUUAAAAUAAUUUAAGGACUUAAGUACCAGUUGUGUAUUCUUUCAGACUAUGGUACUUGAUACCGAAAAUAUUAAGGAGCUGAAGCUGUUGGCUAAGUGGUUCCUAUCAGUAACAUAUCUGGGGGGAAUUCUGUGCCAAUGUGUAAAGAAGUAUUUUUUUUAAUUGUCUAAAUAAAGGUUUGAUGUUGAGUA